AUGGUUGACUGGGUGAGUCUCGCGAUACCGUUUGCCUACCUGGGCAUUCUGAUCGGUUCGCUCGCGAUAUUCUCGUCGCUGUAUCGCAAACGGAAAGCUGUCAAAGCCCUAUCCUUCGAGCCAUGGUUCCCCUCACACCUCCAACGCGACAUUUACUUUUCACUACUCCACAUCGAACCCCCUUCUUCAUCAGGCGGAAAAGAUAAAAAAGCACCCGCUGUGCCCGAGACGGUCCUCAAAGCCGCACUCUUGCGUCGGGCCGGCGAGGAUAUUAAGCGUGUCAUGGCGAUCCGAGACCAGAAACAGGCUCUGUCCUUGUUGCUGCAGCGAGGCAGCGUCGGCGAUGAUCUGUGGCAGCGCUUUCAACGUGCGGAGAAGGAGAUGGAGGAUGAAGUGCGGGAUGUUGUUCAAGAGGCAAACGCCUACUACCCAAACUGGGGCCAGAUAAUCUUCCAGUCCGCUCGCGAGAUGGACCAAAACGCGCUGUUCAGACAACGCAUCGAUGAUUAUCAGAGCAAGGCAGAGGAGGAGCGACAAUGGUGGGAUCGCAAAAAGGAGAGUAUUCAGGAAGGGUUUAUGAAGGAGUUGGAUGAGGAGAAGAAUGCAUCUGCUACUUCUACUUCUGCUACCGCUACCGCUACCGCUACUACUACUACCAAGAGUUUUGAACCCGCCGCUACGACGACUACUACUACCGGUGUGAGUGACGAUGAUGGGGUUUUGGUCGAGUCUGAGAUACCGAGUGUGUCGAGCGGGACGAACAGUGUGAAGAAGAAGAAAAAGGGGAAGAAAUGA
Molecule: messenger RNA, 795 nt
Organism: Talaromyces rugulosus
Lineage: Eukaryota; Fungi; Ascomycota; Eurotiomycetes; Eurotiales; Trichocomaceae
Exons: 3
Coding region: 1-795 (264 amino acids)
Biological process (GO): post-translational protein targeting to membrane, translocation
Cellular component (GO): Sec62/Sec63 complex
Source: RefSeq, a predicted model, not a curated record